Molecule: messenger RNA, 2784 nt
Organism: Pleuronectes platessa (European plaice)
Lineage: Eukaryota; Metazoa; Chordata; Actinopteri; Pleuronectiformes; Pleuronectidae
Gene: lrrn1
Product: leucine rich repeat neuronal 1
Exons: 1
Coding region: 1-2154 (717 amino acids)
Molecular function (GO): protein binding
Source: RefSeq, a predicted model, not a curated record
AUGGCUAGACGGAGGUUAGACUGUUUUCUUCUAGGCCAGGUGCUCGCUGGCCUGAUCCUCGCAUCUAUAGGCCUAUCCUUUGUCCAAAGCAAUGACUGCCCCCAGCUAUGUGUGUGCGAGAUCCGACCAUGGUUUACUCCCCAGUCCACCUACAGAGAAGCAAUCACUGUAGACUGCAAUGACCUACGUUUAACACGCAUCCCUGGGAACCUUUCCAGUGAAACUCAGGUUCUCCUCCUACAGAGCAACUACAUUGCCAGGACAAGUGAGGAGCUGGAGCAGCUCUUCAACCUGACUGAGCUGGACUUGUCCCAGAACAACUUCAGCAGCAUUCGGGAUGUUGGCCUCAACAAUAUGUCCCAGCUCACCACCCUUCACCUGGAAGAGAAUCAGAUAAGAGAAAUGCCAGAUUACUGUCUGCAGGAUCUCAGCAACCUACAGGAGCUCUACAUCAACCACAAUCAGAUCAACACCAUCUCUGCGAAUGCCUUUUCGGGGCUCCACAACCUGCUCAGGCUUCACCUCAACUCCAACAAGCUGAAAACCAUAAGCAGCCAGUGGUUUGAAUCUACACCCAAUCUGGAGAUCCUCAUGAUCGGGGAGAACCCUGUUGUUGGAAUAAUGGAAUUUAAUUUUAAGCCCCUGGGCAACCUAAGAAGCCUGGUUUUGGCUGGAAUGGACUUGACAGACAUCCCUGGAAAUGCGUUUGUGGGACUUGACAAUCUUGAGAGCCUCUCUUUCUAUGACAAUAAAUUGGUCAGCGUUCCUCAGAGAGCUCUUCAGAAGUUACCUAACCUCAAGUUCUUGGAUUUGAAUAAAAACCCAGUGCACAAGAUUCAGGAAGGGGAUUUCAAGAACAUGCUGAGGCUGAAGGAGCUGGGUAUAAACAACAUGGGCGAGAUGGUUUCUAUCGAUCGUUAUGCUUUGGACAACCUUCCUGAACUCACUAAGCUGGAGGCUACAAACAACCCUAAGUUCUCCUUCAUCAACCAUCUGGCCUUUCGUGAUGUCCCUGCCUUGGAGAGUCUAAUGCUCAACAAUAAUGCACUGAACGCCCUCUAUCAGUCGACAGUGGAUUCCCUCCCUAACAUACGGGAGAUCAGCAUUCACACUAACCCUCUUCGCUGUGACUGCGUUAUCCAGUGGAUGAGCUCCAACAAGACCACCGUCCGCUUUAUGGAACCUCUGGCCAUGUUGUGUGCCAUGCCAACCGAGGUCAGGGGUAUGCGUGUGAGGGAGGUGCUGCAGAAGAACUUAGCAAACCAGUGCUUGCCCAUGAUUUCGCAUGACACCUUCCCAAGCCACCUCAAUUUGGACAUUGCCAUGACCGUGGACUUGGACUGCAGAGCCAUGUCCCAGCCUGAGCCUGAAAUCUACUGGGUGACGCCUAUGGGGAACAAGAUAAUGAUGAACACCCCAUCUGACAAGUACAGCCUCAGCGGUGAAGGGACAUUGAGAAUUUCUCAGAUCCAAGUAGAAGACUCUGGCAGAUACACCUGCGUGGCUCAAAACUCAGAGGGAGCUGACACCAGAGUGAUAGCGAUACGGGUAAAUGGAACUCUUUUAGACAGCACUCAGCUUAUGAAGAUCUACGUCAAACAGACAGAAUCCCACUCAAUCCUUGUUUCUUGGAAAAUAAACUCAAACGUAAUGACCUCAAACCUCAAGUGGUCAUCUGCCACCAUGAAAAUAGACAACCCACAUAUCACUUACACUGCCAAAGUACCCGUGGAUGUCCAUGAGUACAACCUCACGCAUUUACAACCAGCAACUGAGUACGAAGUGUGCCUCACGGUCUCCAACGUUCAUCAGCAAAUGCAGAAGUCUUGUGUGAAUGUGACGACCAAGCAAGCACCCUUUGCUGUGGAAAUAUCUGACCAGGGGACCAACACUGCUCUUGCAGCUGUCAUGGGAACAAUGUUUGCAAUCGUCAGUCUGGCCUUUCUGGCUGUGUACAUUGCUAAGAGGUGGAAAAGGAAAAACUAUCACCAUUCGCUGAAAAAAUACAUGCAGAAAACCUCCUCAAUACCCCUGAAUGAGUUAUACCCUCCUCUCAUCAACUUGUGGGAGGCGGACAGUGAGAAGGAAAAAGAGGGCUCCUCUGAGACCAAAACCAGCCAGGUGGACACCACACGCAGCUAUUACAUGUGGUGAAACCUACUAACCAUCCAGUCGGAGAUACAGAGACAUUUUUAUUUCAGGAGCACAAAAUACAUAUAUAAAUAUUUGCUUCUUUGUGAAAACGUGGACUGAGUAGUUUUUUUCUUUCUUGUUUCCACUUUUCAGCGGUUCUCUCAGACUUUCUCUUUGAAGCGAAAAAAACGAACCAACGUUUUUAGAUCUUGAGUUUAGCACAUUGUCUUUUUACCUUUCGCUCAUUUUGACACACAAUAUGGCAGCUUUGUUUAGCUUCCUGGACUUAGUAGUCACUGUGCUUUAUUUUUAGUACUUGUUUUGAUGAACACAGCAUGAGCAUUGUCACAGAUUCAGCUUGCGUGAGCAGAGGAGAAGCUGAAAUCUGACCCAUUUUUGACAUGUUUUCUCUGGCAGAACUGUUAGAGACUGCACUCUUUCUUUCUCUUGUAAAACAGUUUCACUGUUGACUGUUGUGCACUGAAAUAUAUAUACGAAUUUGUCUAUCAACUGGAAUAUAAGCUGACAAAGUAAGUUUAGACUUGAUAUACUGUCUAUUGAAUAUUGUUAGCAAUUCUUCUGUAAUGUUGUAUCAGCUAUGAUUUAUUUUAUGUACAUUAAAUAACAGUAUGUUUGAUUUAGACUUUAAGU